AUGUUUUUAUACAACCUGACCCUGCAGAGGGCAACUGCCAUUAUCCACGCGGUUCAUGGCAACUUUUCUGGAACAAAAAUUCAAGAAAUUGCCAUUUCCAGAGGCAAAAGCUUGGAGCUUCUUAGACCUGAUCCCAACACAGGAAAAGUACACACUCUCCUUACAGUAGAAAUAUUCGGCGUUAUAAGAUCUUUGAUGGCCUUCAGGCUUACAGGGGGCACUAAAGAUUAUGUAGUAGUUGGUUCAGAUUCUGGACGGAUGGUCAUCUUAGAGUACUUACCCCAGAAAAACAUUUUUGAGAAAGUUCAUCAGGAGACAUUUGGGAAGUCUGGUGCUAGAAGAAUUGUACCAGGGCAAUAUCUUGCUACUGAUCCUAGAGGCAGGGCUGUAAUGAUUGGAGCUAUUGAGAAGCAAAAGCUUGCUUACAUUUUGAACAGAGAUGCACAAGCUAGGUUGACUAUUUCAUCACCAUUAGAGGCACAUAAAAGCAACACUCUUGUGUACCACAUGGUUGGUGUAGAUGUAGGUUAUAAUAAUCCUACUUUUGCUUGCUUGGAAAUUGAUUAUGAGGAAGCAGACUCUGAUCCUACAGGUGAAGCUGCUCAAAAAACCCAACAAACCCUAACCUUUUAUGAACUGGAGCUGGGGGUCAACCAUGUUGUCAGAAAAUAUUCUGAGCCUUUAGAAGAACAUGCAAAUUUCCUUGUGACUGUCCCAGGGGGAGAUGAUGGUCCUUCAGGAGUGCUUAUUUGCUCUGAAAAUUACCUAACUUACAAAAAUCUUGGUGAACAGCAUGAUAUUCGUUGUCCUAUUCCAAGAAGAAGGAAUGACUUGGAUGAUCCUGAAAGAGGCAUGAUUUUUGUUUGUUCAGCUACUCAUAAAACCAAGUCCAUGUUCUUCUUCCUUGCUCAAACAGAGCAAGGGGAUAUAUUCAAAAUAACACUAGAAACUGAUGAGGAUAUGGUUACUGAGAUAAAGCUGAAGUAUUUUGAUACUGUUCCUGUUGCAUCUGCUAUGUGUGUACUGAAGACUGGAUUCCUGUUUGUAGCUUCAGAAUUUGGUAACCACUACCUCUACCAGAUCGCCCACCUGGGCGACGACGACGACGAACUCGAGUUCAGUUCGGCAAUGCCCCUCGAAGAGGGCGACACCUUCUUCUUCGCCCCGCGUCCGCUGCGCAACCUCGUCCUCGUCGACGAGAUCGAGUCGCUGUCGCCCAUCUUGUCGUCGCGCGUCGCCGAUUUGGCGGGCGAGGACACGCCGCAGCUGUACAUGCUGUGCGGCCGGGGGCCGAGGUCGUCACUGCGCGUGCUCCGGCACGGGUUGGAGGUGUCCGAGAUGGCGGUGUCGGAGUUGCCUGGCAACCCAAACGCCGUGUGGACGGUGAAGAGACGGAGCGACGAUGAUUAUGACGCUUAUAUCAUUGUGUCUUUCUUGAACGCCACAUUGGUGUUGUCUAUCGGCGAGACUGUCGAAGAAGUGACGGAUAGUGGGUUCUUGGGAACUGCGCCUACUUUGUCGUGUUCCGCACUUAGCGACGAUGCGCUCGUGCAGGUCUAUCCGGACGGGAUUAGACAUAUUUGUGCGGACAAACGUGUGAACGAAUGGAAAGCUGGCAAAAAGAGCAUUGUAAAGUGCGCUGUGAAUCAGAGGCAGGUGGUCAUAGCUCUGUCUGGAGGAGAGUUGGUUUACUUCGAGAUGGACCCGACCGGCCAACUGCACGAAUACAAGGACAGAAGACGCAUGAACUCUGACGUCCUGUGCAUGGCCUUGGCCAGCGUGCCGUCGGGCGAGCAGUGCAGCUGGUUCCUCGCAGUAGGCCUGGCCGACAACACUGUGCGCAUCGUGUCGCUCGACCCUAGCGACUGCCUCGCCCCCCGUGCUAUGCAGCCGUUGCCCGUGUGCGCCGAGUCGCUGUGCAUCGUCGAGAUGGGCUGCGCGGAGCGCGAUGCGGACGACGCGGCUGCCGCCAGUACCACGAGCACGUUGUAUUUGAACAUCGGGCUGCAGAACGGCGCGCUGCUCAGGACGGUGCUGGAUCCUGUCACUGGGGAUUUGACCGAUACGAGGACUAGGUACUUGGGGUCCAGACCGGUGAAGCUGUUCAGGAUACGGAUGCAACAAUCGGAAGCCGUGUUGGCGAUGAGCAGCCGAUCCUGGCUCAGCUACUACUACCAGAGUCGCUUCUACCUGACGCCAUUGUCCUACGAGAGCCUGGAGUACGCGUCGGGCUUCAGUUCGGAGCAGUGUCCCGAGGGCAUCGUCGCCAUAUCGACCAACACGCUGCGGAUUCUGGCGCUGGAGAAGCUCGGCGCCGUGUUCAAUCAGGUGUCCUUUCCGUUGGAGUACACGCCGAGGAAAUUCAUCAUCCAUCCGGAGUCCAGCAAUUUGAUCGUGUUGGAGACCGAGCAUAAUGCUUACACGGAGGAUACGAAGAAGCAGAGGCGAUUGCAAAUGGCCGAGGAGAUGAAGGAAGCAGCCGGCGAGGACGAGCAAGACCUCGCCCGAGAGAUGGCCGACUCCUUCCUCAACGAGGACCUUCCCGAGAGCGUCUUCUCGGCGCCCAAAGCGGGCCACAACAUGUGGGCGUCCAUUUUGCGCAUCAUGGACCCCGUGCAGGGUGGCACCUACCAGCUGAUCCGGCUCGAGCAGAACGAGGCGGCCAUGUCGCUGGCGCUGGUCAAGUUCCACAACCAGCCCGAACAUCAGACGUUCUUGAUCGUCGGUGUUGCCAAGGACUUCCAGCUGAACCCGAGACAGUGUUCGACGGGCUUCCUGGACACGUACAGGGUGGACAUGAUGGGCAAGGAGCUGGAGCUGGUGCACCGGACGGUGGUCGACGAGGUGCCGAUGGCGUUGUGCGGCUACAACGGCCGACUGUUGGCCGGCGUCGGCAAGAUGCUCAGGCUGUACGAUAUGGGGAAGAAGAAGUUGUUGAGGAAGUGCGAGAAUAAGCACAUCCCCAAUGCUAUAGUCAAUAUACAGGCGAUGGGCAAGAGAAUAUUUGUGUCUGAUGUACAGGAGUCGGUGUUCAUGGUGCGCUACAAGCGGGCCGAGAACCAGCUGAUCAUCUUCGCCGACGACACGCACCCUCGGUGGAUCACGUGCACCACCGUCCUCGACUACGACACCAUCGCCACGGCGGACAAAUUCGGUAACGUGAGCAUCCUGCGACUGCCGGCCAACGUGACGGAUGACGUGGAGGAGGAUCCGACCGGACACAAGGCCCUGUGGGACCGAGGUCUGCUGAACGGAGCGUCGCAAAAGACCGACACCAUAUCGACGUUCCACGUCGGCGAGACGGUCACGUGGCUGCAAAAGGCCACCCUCAUCCCGGGCGGUUCCGAGUCGCUCAUCUACACGACGCUCUCGGGCACGGUCGGCGUCCUGGUGCCGUUCACCUCGCACGAGGACCACGACUUUUUCCAGCACCUCGAGAUGCACAUGCGCAGCGAGAACGCGCCCUUGUGCGGCAGGGACCACCUGUCCUACAGGAGCUACUAUUUUCCCGUCAAGAAUGUUAUCGACGGUGACAUGUGCGAACAAUACAACUCUUUGGAACCAUCCAAACAAAAAAGUAUUGCCGGCGAUUUGGAUAGAACGUCCGCAGAGGUUUCUAAGAAACUGGAAGAUAUCAGAACUCGUUAUGCGUUCUAGUGUGUUAGUUUUUAUUUUUCUUGUGAUCUAUUUUUUUUAUAUUGUAUUAA
Messenger RNA from Phaedon cochleariae (mustard beetle), 3707 nucleotides. Lineage: Eukaryota; Metazoa; Arthropoda; Insecta; Coleoptera; Chrysomelidae. The record is from the annotation of a GenBank genome assembly.